Molecule: messenger RNA, 1218 nt
Organism: Rotaria socialis
Lineage: Eukaryota; Metazoa; Rotifera; Eurotatoria; Philodinida; Philodinidae
Source: the annotation of a GenBank genome assembly
AUGUAUAAUUCUGUUAUAAAAUCGUCAUCGAAUAUUUCGUUGAAUGCCAACGAAUCAACAUCCGUUGGCACAUUGAAUUCAAAUUAUUUACCGAUUAUGCGUAAUGAUUACAGUUUGGAUAGUGUUUGUUGUACGAAACGAACUCUGCAUACAUUUUCACAUAUGUGGAUUGUAGAAAAUUUCUCAUCGUACCUUGAAGAUCCCGAGCCAAUUAUAUGUUUAUCAUCAGCACCGUUCAGUCCAGUAUCAGGUAUGAGUAUAUCAACGCAAUGGCGACUUGUUUGUUAUCCGAAAGGCAAUUAUGGUGCAUCCUCAAAUUAUAUGUCAAUAUUUCUUGAAUAUAUUAAAGGUGAACGUGAUAUAAAAGCAAAAGCUGAAUAUUCACUUGUCAAUCGCAAAUGCGAAUUGACUGAAAUGCGUAAAGAUAUACAGUUUUCAGUUUAUAAAUGUGGUAAUUCGCGUGGUUUUAUUAAUUAUGUUAAAUAUGAUACAAUAACAUUACUCGAGAAUGAAACACUCGAUGAGGAUAAACUUAAAAUUUAUGUACGUAUAACAAUAAUGGACGAUGCCAUAACUGAAGACACGAAGUAUCAAGAAUUUGAAGAUGUCGAUAGCGUGAAUUUUGCCACGCGCGGUUUUGAAAGUCUUGUAAAAGAUUUUACACAACUUUUACUGCAUUCAACACAAAAAAUGAGUGACAUUAAAGUGCGAGUUACGGUACCAUAUUCAUCAUACGAUGAUGAUGCAAUGCAAGCGCCUGUUGUUUUUCAUGCUCAUAAAUUAAUUCUUGCUGCACGAUCGCCUGUAUUCGCUGCUAUGUUUUCAAAUCGUACAUUAGAAAAUACAACAAAUACCAUUGAUAUCAAUGAUUUACAUCCGAAUACAAUACAAUCGAUGUUAGAAUAUAUAUAUACAGGCAGAGUAACGGAUAUAAAAAAAUCUACAGUUGAAUUGUAUCGUUGUGCUGAUAAAUAUCAAUUAGAAGAUUUACGUUCACAAGCCGAAGUUGCUCUAAUGAGCUCGAUAUCAAUUGAUUCGUGUGCUGAAAUUUUACUACUCGCCGAUCAACACCAUUCGAAAGAUCUUAAAUCUCGUGUUAUUCAAUUUAUUAUUGGUGGUAAUCUCAAGGCUAUAAUACAAACAGAUGGUUGGCAUAGAUAUGUUGCCUGUAUUCCAGACUUAGUUACCGAAGUAAUACAAGCAACGACGAUUGAAUAG